GUUAUGCCCUUUCUAGUCCACCCUUCUUUAAGGGCUCUCUGCUCUCAGAUAAUGAUGUAGAAGUGAGGGGCGGGUGACUGAGCCAGAAGUCCCCGUUGUACCCUGGGUGAGUACUCCACUAGCAAAGCUGGUUGCAGGCUGCUACCUAAGGAAGGAUGUGGGCGGGAACCCACCAAAGGGAGAAAGGGCGGCGGUUAGAAAGGAUUGAGGGAGCUAGUGCUAUUUGCCUUUCCUUGGGUGUGGGAGGUUUAAAGAGAAGGAGGGAGGGAAAAAGAAAUGUGUGCUCAUUCCCUGCCUCCACUGGUUGAAACAGAGACAUCCAUGCCCCCCACCUCACUUGCGAGAGGAAAGGGUAGUAGAGCAAGUUCACUUUCAGCUGACUCUCUCUAGUCUCUGCUAAAGUAGGAGAAGGAAAAAGAGAAGAGCCCCAUUUUUCAGAGCAGCAAGCUGGAAUUUCAGGGAGCGCCCGCCGAGAUCCAGGGGCUGUGCCUGGUCAGCUCUCACAGUCGAUCUGCAGCUGCUGCUCUCGCAGCGCCACCUCUCUGCCUGCCCUCUGUCUUCUGGCUGCUCCAACUGCAGAGGGCAAAGUCAGCGCCAAGGAAAGCAACAGGUUCGCUCUCGCUCAACUCUAUCCAGGGAGAAGAAAAAGACAAGAGGCACAGUCGGACCUCAGCCGCUGGACCCGGUAGCCCGGCACAGUCCCCUUGAGUGAUUCAUUGCUAUCAGAUCCCUGCAACUCCACAUUAAGUGGCUUCUAGGGCACCAAGGAGACACUGGAUAGGACACAAACCAGCCCACAGGAUCCUUCCUCCUUUGCUGGCUCUUUUCAUUCUCACUUAUUCACGACUGGCUUUUAGAUCUCUUCAACUCUAUUAAUCGGCAAGUUUUAAUCUUAAGAAGUAUAGCGUCUAUUGCUGUUUCUGUCAAGCGUUGACCAGUAGAAGAAAUUUCGUGCCAUUGACCUGAAGCUGCCAGGGAAGUUAGUCAAUCAGUCAACAAGUAUUUAAGUCCUAAAGCGUUCAGCACUGAGUUGAGCUCUGGGGGUACAAACAAAGACAAAUAUAGCCUUGGCGGUGCCCUCUAUUUUCUUCGUAUCGGAGGAACUCAGCCUUUCGAGAAAGAAAAGACUCUGCGGUUCAGCCAAGUCCCUACGCGCCGUUCCUAAAUACAGGGCUUCCGCGCCCCGCUUCCCUUUUCUGCGCUCUGAGCUCAAACUUAGGCCAUGGAACCAGACCUUGCUAUGGAAAACCAGAGCGAAGUGGCUGAGGAAGGAUUGAAUGGGACUCAGCCGAAGCUGACUGAUGGGGAGCUCAAAACCCUUUUUGGUCUUGGCAUCGAGAAUUUCAUCACACUGGUGGUGUUCGGGAUGAUCUUCACUCUGGGCGUGCUGGGCAACACUCUGGUGAUCACAGUUUUGGCGCGUAGUAAACCGGGAAAGCCUCGCAGCACCACGAACCUAUUCAUCCUUAAUCUGAGUAUCGCUGACCUGGCGUACCUACUCUUUUGCAUACCCUUCCAGGCCACAGUGUACGCGCUGCCCACUUGGGUGCUGGGCGCUUUCAUCUGCAAGUUCACACAUUACUUCUUCACCGUGUCCAUGUUGGUCAGCAUCUUCACUCUCUCUGCCAUGUCCGUGGACCGUUACGUUGCAAUUGUCCACUCGAGGCGCUCUUCUUCCCUACGGGUCUCCCGCAACGCUCUGCUAGGUGUUGGGGUCAUCUGGGCGCUCUCCAUAGCUAUGGCCUCACCUGUGGCUUACCACCAGCGGCUUUUCCACCGUGAAUCUGGCAACCUGACUUUCUGUUGGGAGCAGUGGCCCAACCAGCAGCACAAGAAGAUCUAUGUGGUCUGCACUUUCGUCUUUGGGUACCUGCUCCCCUUGCUGCUGAUCUCCUUCUGCUAUGCUAAGGUUCUGAACCAUUUACAUAAAAAACUGAAAAAUAUGUCAAAGAAGUCAGAAGCAUCAAAGAAAAAGACAGCACAGACGGUCCUGGUGGUAGUAGUCGUAUUUGGCAUAUCCUGGUUGCCACAUCAUGUGAUUCACCUCUGGGUUGAAUUUGGAGUCUUUCCAUUGACUACAGCCUCCUUCUUAUUCAGAGUCACAGCACACUGUUUGGCUUAUAGCAAUUCUUCUGUGAAUCCUAUCAUAUAUGCAUUUCUCUCUGAAAAUUUCAGGAAGGCUUACAAGCAAGUUUUUAAGUGUCAGAUUGGCAGUGAAUCACCUCAGAAUAAUGCUAAAGAAAAUAAAAGUCGGAUAGAUACUCCACCAUCAACCAACUGUACUCAUGUGUGAAUUAAACAAAUGUUAUAAUCAGGAAUUGUUGGGUUUCAUGUAAGUGGACCAGAAUUCUAGAAAACAAAGCACAAUAGUCUGCCUGAGAGAUUUGCAAUUGAAUCUUGAUCUAAAAAUUGACUCAAUUACUGAAAUUCUAUGUGCACUAAUUUGUAAAUUCUGUUACCUUAAAUGUCUUAGUGCACUUAGGAAGCCUCUUGGAAGACUCAAUUCAAGGCAAGAAAUUUCUUUCUUCUAAAAAGACAUCCUGUGGAAAUGAGAAAAGAAAGUUUUUGUUAUAUUUCUACACAAGGAAAGCAAUCCUAUAGAUUGUUUCAAUUUCUAUUAGCGAAUUUACCAAUUCCACCAUCAUAGCAUGAGAUUUUUGUGAUGCAUAUUUGAGAACAAAACUAUGUCACAGAAAUAAUGUCUAAUUUCUUUGACUUCAAAACAAGACUUCACUAUUAGAAAUUAUUCAUCAAAAUAUUUGUAGUCGUGGAAAGAACAUUGAAUUUGGAGAGAGGUGACUUAAGAUUGAAUUAUAAUAAUUUAUCACCAGUGUGAUCCUGGGCAAACCAUUUCAUCUUUAAGGGCCUUGAUCUCUUCAUAUGUAGAAAAAGGUGGUGGUGGACAAGAGACUAUUUAAGCCCUAAAUGCUAUGAACCUUUCUUGAUAUUGAACUUGCCAUCAAGUUUUGGUUUGAAUUGAUGAUUUCUUGACUUUUAAAAGGAAACUCAGAACUUUCACUUGAGUAAGACUAAGGAAUUUUAACUAUCUCCAAUGGUCAGAUUUACACAAAAUAUAUUGUACUUUGUAUAAUUAUUGGAGCAUCACUAUUAUGCAGGGUGUGAGAUUUCUUGUCCUUACUCGACAGUGAUGCAGAAAAUUAAUGUUAUUUCCACAUGUCAAGUAAAAUGUUAAGCUUUAACUUGUAAAUAUCUGAAGGACUUGCCAGCAGUAGAUACUUUAAUCAAUGCCUCAUAAUUUGUGAUUUUGGUCAAUGAAGUCAAUGAAGCAGAAUAAUCCAAAACUCAGUAUAAGGUAAUAAAUCAUGUUUAUUUUGUUGUUAGUAGAAAUAAUAUGUGUGUCUAGAGAGUGAGAUUGGAGAUUUAGGGAUUUGUCAAGGUACUUUGCUGAUACAUGUAAAUUUUUGACAGUGCUAUGAUUCCUCUGAUGUCUGAUAAGAUUUGUAUGAUGACAUGAGCUAUGUGGCAAAGAACAAAGCUAUGUAACAAAGAUUAAUUUUUGGAGUGGAUGGAUCUUUGCGUUAUCCUCUCUAAGUCCAAACAGAAAUGUAUUAGCAUUUAAUUAUGACGAUCCCUCCAAUAACUGUUGUCCCCUUAGUAAAUUUCAGUUUUGACUUAAAAGCAUGACAUAUUAAUAUUUAAAAUGUACUUUUCAAGACAAUUUCAAUAUUUAUUGAUAUUUACACUGGAAAAUAGUAUGAAAAGAUAAAAAAAAAAUUCCCAGACUGUGAGAUUCCAGUAUAUUCUGGGCACAGGAGAUAUUACUAUCAGAUUAAUCUUUUUUGAUAGUAUUUUUGUGUGUUAUCCAAUUUAGUAAAAUCAUAACUAUCCAAUAAAAUAGCAGCAUGCAAAUAUGAAUUAAUCUUAAACUUUCUGGCAUCUUUGCCUCAUUAUAUUUUUUGACAAUUGAUUAUAUUCACUGGUAUAUUUUCAGUGAAUGAGUUGAGCUGGUUUCUUCCAUAACUCUUCUGAGAGCAGUGUUUCUUUGUGAAAUGCCAUGAAUUAUGUUUUUGUGUAUUGUACAUUGAAAUUGUUAGCAAGGUCAAUUAUAAUAUGUUUAGAUACCUUUGUGGACCCAGGAUAGAAGUGUGUGUAUGCAUGUGCAUGUGUGUUUGUGUGGGUGUGUGUAAUUUUGUGUAGAUGUGCCAUAAAAACCAUGGUAUCCUGAAAGUCAUACUGAGAAUACUUUUUCAGCCUUAAAAAUUUCCUUUCCAAAUGUCAAAGCAGCUAUGUAUAAUGACACCUAAAUAGGUGCAAAUACUUUCCUGGUCAGGUGGGACCCUUAAUCAUUCUCUAAUUCUGUCAAGUUGCUGUGGAGCACUCUUAGCCUCCUGUAAAGUGGAGGGAGCAUGGUGAUUGUUAUUCUCAGAGAUGUUUGUUAAGAAGUAUGUUGAGCCUUAGUUUCAUCUCUCUCUCCUUUCCAUUUCCAUGUUCCUAUCUAGGUGCUUUUGCUAUAGGAUAAGCUAUAACCCAAGUGUAAUAUUUUAAUAUGAAAAAGUCACAAUUGACAUGUAUAAAGCUCUGAGUGCUUGUCUAGUGCUUUCUGUUCAAAUAACAAAUUUAAAUAAUCUCAGUGUAUUGCCAGAGAGAAUAUCUACUUUGUCUUGAGCAUUUCUCUUUUCGUUUUUAGGUAUACCAUACCUAUAAUGAAUUCUUUUAAAAGAUAAUUGUAAUCUUUACACUUAGACCAUAGAUUUGUAGUUCAAAUGAAAAUUUCUAAAUACUGAAGAAUAAUAGAGAGUAAAAGGAGGGUCAUGGAUUUUAGCCAUAAAAGAGCAUCUUUCUUCUUUUAUUUUAAAUGUGCUUCUUUAGCUUUUCCCUAAUGGAAAUUUUCUGAUUAAUUUCUAAACUAGAAUUAAUCCGAUAAAGACUGAAAUUCUUGCUCUUUAGCCAUUAAAUAAUCUUCAAAUGCCAAAUACAUUAUUUUUGUUCUAGCAAGUCAGAAAGAGAAAUGUAGUAUUUGGCUUUAAUGUUUGGUUGCCUGUUUUGGAAGCUUGUUUAUAACCUAACUUCAAAAAAAGAUGGAUGCUUUCCCCUUCAACUCAUUGUCUCCUCUGUGCUUUAAAGCAGCUGCUCUUCUUUAGUGAUUAUUAUAAUUUUUUUUUUACUUUCAUUGAAGGAUGCAGAAUCUAUAGCAUUUGACAUCAUUCUGAGAUCCUAUUUUGUGUGUAACUCUUGCAGCUGUCCACUGCUGAAUAUAAUGGUUGGGUAGGGAGGACUUCCCACAACCAGAUAGCCAAGAGACCUCAUAGAGCUAUCCUUUUCCUCUGAUCUCUGCUAGGUUUCUAGAACCAACAGAGUGGAGGAUUCAGGAUAUUUUCCAGAUGAUUUAGCUAACACAUUUACAUUUCCUGCCUUGGACUAGCUGAAUUCUAGACAUUGUAGCUUGCUCACAUAUGUCUUCUUUUCUAUUUUGUUUUUUAGCAUUCUAAUCCAUCUCUCUUUGCAGUGCUAAUUAUUCUUUAUUACAAAUACACAUGAACUUUAAAUUUUCAUCUGGAAACCAGAAGCAAAUCCAGCUCUCUCUCUCUCUCUCACACACACACACAUUUAUAUAUAAGAGGAAAUGCUUUUUCAAAUUACAUGAGUCAAUGGGUCAUGGAAUAUUCAAUUGAAAAAAACUUUCUGGCAGCUUUGUACUGUGAUAUUAUAGAAAAUCAUGUUUGCUGAAUUCUUUCAAAAGCAAAAAGAAGGGAGUAAUGUUAAUUGUGGUGAAUCACUUUUUGUAUAAAGGAUAGUCAUUUAUGUAAUCUUCUAUUUCCUUUUCCCUAGAGUAGCAUAAAAUAAUCUUUUGCUCAUGCAUCUUUUAAACAUCCAUUUAGGGUCAUUAUACAUUAAGAGACAUUCUAUAUAUGUGUAACUAUUAUUUGUCACAGGAAGGAUUUAUUAGUUCAUAUGAGAAUUUUCUAGGCACUGUGAAAGAAUUUGGUAAAAUCCAAAUGAUUCUUGCCUUUCUAAGAAUUUGUAAUCUAAAAUCUAUAAGAUUUUACAUAUCCAUACAUACACAUACAUAUGUACCAAUAUAUGUGUACAUAUAUUGAUGUCUUAUAUUUAUGACCUUUUCCAUGAAAGGGGAUUACUUUCAUGACCUUUUAAAAUAUUAUGAAUGAGUAUAUUUGGCAAUUACAUAUGAAUUAUUAUACUUUAAAAGGCAAUGUUAAACUUGGGUUUGUUAAAGGAUUAGUAGAUAAAUUGCUAGUUCAUUUUAAAUAGUUAUUGUGAAUAAUUUCAAUGAUUGUUUUAAUAUUUUUCUUUCAGUAUAAAAUUAUUGAAAUAUAUUAAUCCAAAGGAGAGAUUAAACUAUUUAAGUCAUUUGAAACUUUGAUCAAUGCUGUAUAUUGUAUAAGGCAAGUUGUACCCAUAGGCAUAAUGUAUUGGGGGCCAAAUAUUUAAUUUUAGUGUCCUACUGUAGUUGUUAACAUUAUAAAAAUACCAAACAAAGUUUGAAUGAGGAUAUGCUUUUUACACUGAAGGAGGUCCACUCAUCAUUCACUGAUUCCUCCUGUGCUCAUAUCCUGGGGCUCAUAAUGUCAACUUGUCUAUCUAACCAGCUAGAUAGUUCUUUAAAAUCAAGACAUUGGUAGAGAUAUUUGUUUACUUGCUUUCCAAGUUACUCUAUUGUAUAUCAGUAAGCACUUAUCUUUCUUCAGCUUCUUUCUAUGUGCUACUACUCACUUUAUAGUCAUGUUGUUUUUUGAAGGAACAAAUUUAAGAUGACUAAUAAAAAUGAGUCCUCAUGACUGCUCAAGGAUGUGAAGGGAUUUAAUCAAGCUAUAACUUUGACAAAGGUUGAAUAUUUUUAUCCCUACUCAGGCCAAACCAUUUUGUGAAGUGAAAGAGAAAACAAAUACUUUCCUAAAAAAUUGUGAUAGAUUUCUACCAUUUGACUUUUUAGUGUCCUUCUGGCAUAUCAUAUCACUUAAUUAAAAAUAAUAUACCAGAUACUAAAGUCUUAUAGCUAAUUUACCUGGCCUUUCUUAUUUCCUUAAGCAAUGGUUGGCUUCUUCCACCACCUUUCUGAACAGACAUAGAGUCAUAGCGCAUGCCAGGAGAAUUUUGUACAUCACAUCCAGAUUUUCCAUUCCUAAGAUCAGAAUUUGAUUAGUUCUAAAAUCAUUUAUAUGCUUCUAUUACAAAUAUCAUAGUAAACUUUAACCUGUAGUUAAAUAUAAGUUGUGUGUAUUUUGUGCUGUGUCUUUGUGUGUUGUGUUGUGAGAAUCCGAAUAAUGUUCUUUUUCUAUGUGAAAACAUGCUCUGAAGAAAUACUUCAGAGCCUUGGGUCUCUAGACAUCAUUUGACUAGUAUUGUUGAAAGAUGAACUGUAGUUAUUAUAAAAGUAGCUGACACUCCUCAAUAAUAAUGUUGAAAUAUAUGGCUGUUUUUAAUUCAAUGUAAAGGCUACUGGAAGCACAUUUUCUUAAAGAUACUAUUUAAUACACUAUAACUACAUAAUGUAGUUAUGGCUUACCAUCACUAGCCUCUCUUAUGUAUCAAAUAGACUUAGAUGAUGUAUAAUGAAAAAAAUGUUGAACCUCAAUCUCCUGGAAAAUGUCCAUGAACAUUGUCCACUGGAUACUAUGCUCAUAUCUUUGUGAUGAUACUCAAAAUUUUAAUGUCCUGGUGGUUCAAGAGAUCAGUGCAUAUCAUAUAAUGACUAUUUUCUACUAUUGCAUAGAAUUCAAUCUCACUUCACCUAAUAUUAUUAUUUUCAUUAUUUUUCUCAUAUAUGUCAUUUUCUUAAGAUUAAUCAAACUUGAGAUGGGCUAUUCUACCAUUUUUGAAGAAGUUUGCACAUGACUAGAAAUUGACCCUUUCCCAUAGAUUCCAGUAGGCUGUCUUCCAGCCCUUCUCUCAUUCUAUAAAAGCAAACAAUAAAAAACAAAAGCAUAGAAUAUGUAUUUUAAAAAGACCCACUUUUUAAAAUGAAAAGGGCUAUGGUUUGAAUAAGGAGAUCUUAGCACCCCUUUUUUUUGUUUUGGUAAUUUGGUGCAACUUAUACUUCCCUUCUCAUAAAGAUAUUUUUAGAUAAUUGACAGGAAUGCUAAAUUUCAUCUAGAGACUAAUUAAAAUAAUUUUUCUCUAUUCAAUUUUUCAGAUCUCUUGAAAUUGAUCAAUAUACUCUUUUUUGAGGAGAAAUUCAUGAAUUCCUGAUUAAGGACUUUCAAGGUAGCAUGUUCUAGCAGAAAGAAUAUCAGACCAGGUGGAGUCAGAAAACCAUCAAAUACUAAUUUGAACAAGUACUAGCCAGUAGACCAUGGACAAGUAAUAUCCCUUCUCUGAGCCUCAAGUUCUUCAUUUAUAAAAGGAAACAAAAAUAUGCAUGUUACUUAUCUCAAAGAUUGUUGUAAGGGAAGCCAAUUAUAAAGUUGAAACUGUUAUAAAAUCUGAUUUGUUCCUGGGCCUACCAAUUAAUUAGCACAUAUUUAUUAACCACUAAUUUUAUGCCUUGUACUGUAUUAGACCUAGUAAUUACAUUUAGAGAAAGGAUCAAUUCCUACUUGAAAUGAUCUUAUAAAUUCAAAUAUCAGCUUAUUUUUUAUUUAUCCUAUUUAUGUUUUCCCUUUGAUCAUAACAUCCUUCAGGUGCACUUUUAAUGAACAAAUUUACCUAUACAUAGCAUUUAUAAUCAAUGAGUGGGGAAGGAGAAAAAGAAGAAUGAGAAUAAUAGUAAGAAGGUAAGGGAUGAUAUGAGAUACUAAAAGAUGAAGAGGAAAGAAGAAUAUUUUGAACUAAGAGAUUUUUCUUCCCCAUUGAGGAGACAAAAGGAUGAUUAACUAUAGGGACAUGCUUCAUAGGACUUCCAACAUGAUAAUAAACAUUUCUGAGCAGUAGCCAUAAGAAGACCUGGCCAACUUUCACCACUUUUGGGGUCAACUAGACUCUAAAAGUCUGGAGCAGAAGAGAACUGUUAAUUGAUAGGAUUGUUGGUUUCUUUGUCACCAUGAUUCUAAGUCAGAUUAUAUCUCUGCUGUAUUAGAAUAGACAAGCUUAUGAUAGGCCCUUUGCCAAGGUUAAAAAUUGGCAAAUGAAACUUUCAAAAGUGGGGAGAAGUAAACUGGAGAAAUAUGAGAAAUAGUUAUUUUCAGAUUAUUUCUCUUCUACUAACUCUCCCUCCCCCUUUUCAUUCUCUGUCUUCUAUUUCAUCAUUAUGCUUUUUUAACCAUUGUAAAAAUUGGCAUAUAGUUUACUAAAAACUUGUUUAGGUCUACUUUGAUUCCCAUUGCCAGGCUUAAUUGUUUUCUGAUUUAUUAUCUUUAAUCUAGAUUUUACAGGGUCAUAAUACCUUUUGUUUUGGAUUUUUCAAAUUUGCAGAAAUAAUGGGAAACAUAGAAUUCAAAGGACUUUGUGCUUAUCAUGUCACUUUUAUCUGAUAGUCCAUUUACUUCCUAAUGAUAUCAACUUUUGAUACUAGUUUUCCAAAGAUGCUUGACAAACAAGUAUUGUUCCUAAAGUUAAAAUUCAUGGUCAUCAUCAAAAUGCAUUUGCUAAGUAUUUGUGCACAGUGUUAUUAUAGUGUAGGGUAGCUGGUAACAAUUUUUCUUAUAUAAUUAAAUUUUAUUUUCCUAUCUUAAAGAACUCGUCACUUUAUCUUUUUUCAAAUAGGAAGUAUUCUAUGAUUUUCUUUAAGGAAGCAGGGAAACAAAAUUACCUGUUCAGUUCAACUUCCUGCCCUCAAUAUUUCAUGGCUUUUUUCCCCCUGGAUAUUCCAGGAAGAUUUGAGGAAGCAGACCUAGAAGAUGAUGAUGAUAAUUGUGGGAGUGGGUUUGGACAUAGUGGCAAAUCCUUUACAUUUGGAUUACUUUUGUAAACUGGACAACUGAAGUUCCUAAGGAAUUUAGAAAGGUUGUUUUUUUUUGGCAAAAGAUUUCCCUUUCAAAGAUAACAAAAAAUUGCUCCAGGCAAAGAAUAAGGAGAUAGGUGACAGAAAAAAAGACUAUUACUAAAGGUCAGAGGGAGAUCUUGAUCAUUAUUGAAGAAACAUGUAAUCCUUAUAUUAGUAAGUAAAAUCUUUCCUUGUUUUGGAUCUAUGAAAUUAUGGAGGUAAUACUAAUAUGUUUAUAAAAUAAAAAAAUUGACCAUUUAUUUGGUGAAUAUCUUAUUCUAUUUCAUUCCUUAAGCUUUAUCUCUUGGAAAUGGAAGCUUAGAAUGAAUGCAAAUUGCAUAUUCUCAUGCCAUAAAGAAACAGAGGUGAAAUGACUUCAAACAAUAGAAAUGAUUCUGCUGCUUUUGGUAUAUACUCCUUCAAGGUGAAUGGUCAUGACUUGAUGUGAAGAAAUACCGUGAUAAUUAUUCCAUGCCUAUCUAAAAGGAGAGUAGAUCCUUCCUGAUAUUGAGAAAAGACUUGAGCACUACCUUGUGGAUAUCAUUAAAAUUAUGUUUACUUGAUUGGGACUGGCUUUCAUCAUAGUAUUUAAACAUGGCCUGAGCCCCUGUAGCCAGUUAUGUUCAUAAUCUCAAAAAAUAGGAAAACCUUUAUUGGUUGGAGCCCUUCUCCUAAAACAAAUCUAUGAAGAUUUCUCCUGACCAAGUGAAUUUAAUGGAAGAAUUAGGUUCCUGACUGAGUUACAUUCUAACAAGGAAAGGUAGAGAAUUCUACCUGCAAAAUCAACUGUGUUAGCUGACCUAUCAUUUUAGCUCAAGUUCAAUAAAAAUUUUUUUUUGCUAUGUAAAAUAAUAGUAAAACAAGACUUCUAUAAAAAGUAAGGGUGAGUCCUUGGUUAACAAGGCAUUUUGUUGUUGAUUAACCACAAGAGAAUCUUUUCACCUAGAAAAUCUUGCAUCCUUACUACAAAUGAUCAGGUGCAUUCUAAAAUUGUUCUGUGGUUGGGAUAGUUAACCAUAGGAACCUAAGUUUGAUUUCUUUAAGGAGUACUAGCAAUUCUUGAAUUCAUAUCUCUUCCACCAUGUAAUGAAAUGAUAUUCAUUUAUGGAAAGUUAUAGCUUGGCAAAUUUUAUUGCCAAAGUCUGAAAAUUAAUUGAAAUAUAGCAUUUUGGUAAGAAAUAACUUGAUAUGGUAGCUGGAAAGUUAUUCUUGAAUGAAGCUGAGUUCAGGUUCUCUUUCCAGCACAUACUGGAUGUAUGACCCUGAGCAAGUGACUUAAAUUCUUAGUACUCUAGACAACUUGAGGAGAAGGUCCCUACCUGUUUUCAUAAAAAGGAUUUCCAAAACUGAAAUUUCUAAAUAACAAUGAAAUCAUUCAUCUAGUCCUUUCCCUAAAUCAAUUCCUUUCAUUAAGACUUAAGAACACCUUUAUUUAUUUUGUGCCAUUCUCCCCAUAACUACCUCUAUAACUUCAAAUGAAAUGCUUACGCAAUUUUUUAACUAAGGGAACACUGAAGUUUUCAAGAUAUUUUAAAAAUAGGAUUAGCCCUAAUUUAGAGGGUCUGGCUUUAAAUAAUAAAAACAUACCAGAGUAAAAUUGGCCCAUCCAAAAUAUUUGAAACAUGAAAUACACACAAACACAUAUAAAUUCUACAUUCCAUUCAUGGUCCACUAAGUUUCUAGCACUCAUAAAAUGUAUGCAUGUGUACAUGUACCAUAUAGGCAAAAUAUUUCUCUAUAUAUGAGUUCAUGUAUAUAGUGUACACUUGUAUAAGUACUCAUAUAUAGACAUAAUUUGUAUGCAUAUACAUCUAUAUACAUGCAUUUCAUUUGAAUACAAAUCUCUGAGUACAUUUGCAUAUGUGAAGUAACAGGUUGUGACAAUUACUUAGUUCAGGUAAAAAGACCAUAUAUAUUAGACAUAUAUUGGAAAGAGCUCUGGAUAUCAGCUGAACUUGUUUUGGUGCUGACUUUGCUCCUAUAAAGCUUGAGACCAAUGGAUAAUAAUUUCCUUUCUCUAGACCUUUUUGUUUUUCAUCUGUAAAGGCAGGUAUUGGUCUGAAUGGACCCCUUUGACUCUAAGUUAUAUAAAUAUAAAAUUAUGCAUUUUGAAAGUGGCCUGUCAUUUAGAUUUGUGGUCUACACUUCUCAGAUUAGCAAAAUAUUAGCUUAACUUUUUAGUAAGCUUUUCUUGGUAUAACCUUUCUUCAUGGAAUCCCCACAACUACUAUGGGAAGAUCAGUUUUUGCUUAUUUUUCAGUGAUUUUUGAGCAACUUUUUUUUCUAAGUAUUAUACAUAUACCCUCAAAAAUCAGUAUUACAAUAUUAUUACUCUAAUAAUUUUCAUAUGUUUAGGAAACUGGCUCUGUUCUAAAAGUGGUGUAAUGGUUCAUUGCACAUUAUUAACAUAACAUUUAACUCAUAGGUUAAGAAAACAAAGAAGCUGCCUGUAUAUUCACAUUAUUUCUAUUCUUAAAAGAAGUAUUAAGGAAAAGAUAUUUAAAAUCUGUUACAUAUAAUUUUUAAGGCUGUAUAAUUUGAAUGUAUGCAUGUGUUUUGUGAUUGAAUUUUCUUUGUCUUGUACAUUUUAGCUUUGAAGUGAAACAACUUUAUUAUCUCUGAGAGAUAAGGACUGUUUGUAUUGCCCUGAAUGUUUUACACUGAAGAAAUAUUUCCAGUACAUAUAAAUUGUGUGAAUUAUGAAAAAUUAUAAUCAUUGUGUUUUUAUAUUGCAAAGUGGGUUUAGUCUAUAUUCAGCGUAUGACUGCUGAGCCUGGUUAUAUUUAAGCCUGAUAACAUUUACACUCAUUAUCUAAAGACCUGAUAAUGAAACUUUUCUAUAUAGAUAUAACUGUGGCAUGCACACAAAUUCUUUGAAAAGCUACUAAAAUUAUGAGUCUAUUUAGUUGACUUAUGAAGCAUGUAGUCAUUCUAAAUUAUUGUACUACUUUGUUCUGUAUGGUUCCCAAUGGAUCUUUAUUAUGUAAAAUUGAAUAUAAUUAUGAUGCAUUAAAAAUAAAAGAGAUCUUAAUACGU
Messenger RNA from Monodelphis domestica (gray short-tailed opossum), 12877 nucleotides. It is a transcript of the gene GALR1, whose product is annotated as galanin receptor 1. Gene Ontology annotation, molecular function: galanin receptor activity. The record is from RefSeq and is a predicted model, not a curated record. Gene Ontology annotation, biological process: negative regulation of adenylate cyclase activity; G protein-coupled receptor signaling pathway; positive regulation of cytosolic calcium ion concentration. Gene Ontology annotation, cellular component: plasma membrane. Lineage: Eukaryota; Metazoa; Chordata; Mammalia; Didelphimorphia; Didelphidae.